Manduca sexta (tobacco hornworm) is the source of this 2167-nucleotide messenger RNA. RefSeq names its product plasma kallikrein. Gene Ontology annotation, biological process: proteolysis. The transcript has 6 exons. Gene Ontology annotation, molecular function: serine-type endopeptidase activity. NCBI's taxonomy places the organism in Eukaryota, Metazoa, Arthropoda, Insecta, Lepidoptera, Sphingidae. The record is from RefSeq and is a predicted model, not a curated record. Bases 118 to 1419 code for a protein of 433 amino acids.
UGCGCCGACGCUUACCGCUUUCGUUAUUUCGGUAUAUUGUCUUUGGUCAGUUCCCGCCCAAACGUCGGACGACGCGGUCGGUGACCAAUGUGUAUCGUUUUAAUUUAUGAGUGAAAAAUGGCAACAUGGAAGUGUUUAGUUGUUAUUGUGUUGAUUUCGUUAAUUUUUGCGGAGAACUGUAGAGCUUAUAGUCCUAGAGAAUGUGGAGUGCCAUUAAAAAGACACACAAGGCAGCCACGAGACAGGACCGCGGGCCAGCUCCGCAUCAUCAAAGGUCGGGAGUCGAAGCGAGGGGCUUGGCCCUGGCAAGUGUCACUCCAGCUCCUCCAUCCAAACUACGGUCUGAUCGGGCACUGGUGCGGCGGGGUGUUGGUGCACCCGCUGUGGCUACUCACCACUGCUCAUUGCAUACAUAAUGAGCUGUUCAAUCUGCCAGUGCCGGCGCUUUGGACCGCGGUGCUGGGUGAGUGGGACCGCGCAGAGCAGAAGGGCUCGUACGUACCCGUCGAGAGGAUCGUGCUGCAUCAUCGGUUCCACAACUACCAGCAUGAUAUAGCACUUAUGAAGCUAACCAAAGCUGCCGACGUCAGCACAGGCAGUCGAAUCCGCACAAUAUGCUUACCACAGUUUGAGCCACCUAUCCUCAACUUCAACACAGAGAAGACCUCAUUCUAUAUGAGGCCUGAGGCGAACCAAGAACCCAUAAAGAGAAAAUCUAACAGACCGCCAAGACCCAACCCAGACACCGCAGCCAAAUACCUCGAGAAACUUAACAAUUUAACUAAAAAUAUAUUUUCUGGAUUCACAAAGAAACACAAAAAUAUGCGAUAUAACGUCCGAGUGGCGAACGAACAGAGACAAGGAGAUAGAAAGGAAGAACUACGAAGAACUGAUGAUGAUAAAGACAGUGUCCUUUACGAGAGCGCAACUCUAGAUAAUGUUGUUAAAAUCAUCAGAACAAAACUACUUAAAGACAGACAAAAAGUAAACAGCAAUGAAAGAAGUGACAAGAAAUUAAUGUUUGGUGAAGAAAUAGAUCCUUUUAUAGAUUACAAUGGUAUUGAUAUGAGAGAAGAGUGUUACGCGACAGGAUGGGGAAGAGAUCAGACGAACGGGACUCUUACUGACGUGUUGCUUGAAGCGGAAGUACCGAUCCUGCCGUUAAAAACUUGCAGGGAUCGAUAUGCAUUGACCUUGCCACUAAAUGAUGGACAUCUCUGUGCCGGAAGCACCGAUGGGAGCACCGGCGCUUGUGUGGGUGACAGCGGUGGCCCUCUCCAAUGCCGGUCAGGUGGCCGAUGGGAACUCCGCGGCCUCACUUCCUUCGGCUCUGGAUGCGCCAGGAGAGGGGUUCCUGACGUCUACACAAACGUCGCGCACUACGUGUCAUGGAUUUACGCCCAUGUGUAUGCUACUUAGCGUCUCACCACAGAUCAAUAGUGAAAUCGAAAGUGCAUAGUUAGUAUAGGUCAGUUAACUAAAGUUGGCACGUUCAUAGUACUCAGACCAAUACAAUUUAAGCAGUAUGUUAAAAAAACAAUUGAAGUGAUAGAUGCAAACAAAACAUCACACUAUAUUUUUGACAUUGUUGAUGCAUGAGCAUCGCGUUGUCAUGACGACUGACGUAUAUUAAUUAUUCUCAGACACUUCACACACGCGCCAUGUGAAUGUGUUGUCGCCAGCCUUAGAUAAUCGCACUAUACGGACUUUGGAAAAAACUGCUUUGAAUUGUGAUUUCAAAGGAAACGUUGGUGCGACAAUUAUUUAAUUUCGUAGAAUAAGAAAUAUUUCAAAUGAUCUGGUAAAUUUAGGUAUUAUGUGUACGAUACAAAUUAAACUUAGCAUGACCAUUACUUAGGAAAAGCUAUUAACCAUAUUAAAACUCAAAUUUUGAACCGAAAUAGUCCUUUGUAAAUACACGUUAUUGAAUAAUAUAUUAUUUGCAAUGCAAUUUAGUGAAAAUUGUACACACCGUAGUAAUCUAAAAUAUUUUGGCCUUACCUGUAAAUGGUCUUUACUGCCGGACUAGUCCAUGUGGAUUAAAAGUUUACUAUUACCCACCGUCACCACUGAUAAGUCUCAUUUGUACACGCCUCUUAAGGUGGUAGCUCAAGGUCCAUUUUCAUACAUUUUGUUUCGGCUUUAAUCUGGGUAACUAAACAAGUAU